Messenger RNA from Neoarius graeffei (lesser salmon catfish), 3399 nucleotides. RefSeq names its product kelch-like family member 2 (gene klhl2). The transcript has 15 exons. The record is from RefSeq and is a predicted model, not a curated record. Gene Ontology annotation, molecular function: protein binding. NCBI's taxonomy places the organism in Eukaryota, Metazoa, Chordata, Actinopteri, Siluriformes, Ariidae. Bases 311 to 2134 code for a protein of 607 amino acids.
UCUUCCACGGCAGGUGGCGCUGCUGCUCAUGCUACUGUUUCGCUCCCGCGGUGUCUACUUUCCCCGCUCACUGAGGAGAAAAUAACAAGUGGGGCGGCUGGAGACCGUAAAGCACAUCGGACAUGAGUGGCGUGGUUACUCGGAUUACGGUCAGGACUUUGGUCUGAAGAGUGAGUGAGAGAGCGCGUGCGCGUCUGUGUGUUUCCGGUAGCUGGAUGAAGAGCGACAGCUGAGCUGGAACCCGAACCCGAGUGACGGCGGCGGUGUGAUGCGGAUUUCCUCUGUCAGGGCCGGGAUCCGUUGAGAUGGAAUGGUGCAAGAAAGUCCUGACGGAUAUCGCGGCCUGAACACACACCACACCAUGGAGAUCCAUCCGCUAUGCACGAAGCUUUGCCAUCAUAAAGCUGUGGAGCUGAAGGAUGACGUGUGUGAGAAGCAGAGCGCGGUCACUAUUAACCCUCGGCACAUGAAGAAGGCUUUCAGGAUCAUGAACGAGUUGCGCAGUCAGAGUGUGUUGUGCGACGUGACCAUCGUCGCGGAGGACGUGGAGAUCGCAGCACACCGGGUGGUUCUGGCAGCUGGGAGCCCAUAUUUCCAUGCCAUGUUUACAGGUGAGAUGAGUGAGAGCAGACAAAAGAAGGUGCGGAUAAAGGAGAUAGACGGAUGGACGCUGGGGAUGCUGAUCGAUUAUGUUUACACUGCCGAAAUACAGGUCACCGAAGAGAAUGUACAGGUGCUGCUGCCGGCCGCUGGUCUCCUCCAGCUACAGGAGGUGAAGAGAGCAUGUUGCGAGUUUCUCUCCACUCAGCUCCAUCCCACGAACUGCCUCGGAAUCCGGGCCUUCGCCGACCUGCACGCUUGCUCUGACCUCCUCAACCUGGCCAACUCGUAUGCCGAGCAGCACUUCUCAGAGGUGAUGCAGUGUGAGGAGUUCCUCAACCUGGGCAUGGAGCAAGUGUGCAGCCUUAUCGCCAGUGACAAGCUCACCAUACCUUCUGAAGAGAAGGUGUUCGAGGCGGUCAUCGUGUGGGUCAAACACGAUAAGGACGUUCGACAGGAACAUAUGUCUCAUCUGAUGGAGCACGUACGCCUGCCUCUCCUCUCCAGAGAGUACCUCGUACAGAGGGUGGAGGAAGAAACGUUGGUGAAGAACAGCAGUGCUUGUAAAGACUACCUGAUUGAGGCCAUGAAGUACCACUUGCUGCCGGCCGAGCAGCGCUCCAUGAUGAAGACCGUACGCACCAGAGUGCGCACACCAGUCAGCUACCCGAAGGUGAUGGUGGUUGUUGGAGGCCAAGCACCGAAAGCUAUCCGCAGUGUGGAAUGUUAUGACUUUGAAGAGGAGAGAUGGUUCCAAGUGGCAGAACUGCCAUCCAGACGAUGUCGAGCAGGUGUAGUGUAUAUGGGUGGCAUGGUGUAUGCUGUCGGAGGCUUUAACGGCUCUCUGCGCGUGAGGACCGUGGACGCGUACGACCCUGUGAAAGACGAGUGGUGCUGUGUGAGCAGUAUGCAGGACCGGAGGUCCACACUAGGUGCUGCUGUUCUCAACGGACUCCUUUACGCUGUGGGAGGUUUCGAUGGCAGUACAGGUCUGGCUACUGUUGAGGCGUACAACUCGAAGACCAACGAAUGGUUCCACAUUGCUCCCAUGAACACCCGGCGCAGCAGCGUGGGAGUGGGCGUGGUCGGAGGUAUACUGUAUGCAGUUGGCGGGUAUGAUGGAGCGACACGCCAGUGUUUGAGCACCGUGGAGGCGUAUAACCUGAACACUAACGAGUGGUCGUACAUGGCAGAGAUGGGGACACGGCGCAGUGGAGCAGGGGUGGGUGUGCUAAAAGGUCUGCUGUACGCAGUGGGCGGGCACGACGGCCCGUUAGUCAGGAAGAGCUGUGAGGUAUACGACCCUGUCUCCAGCACCUGGAAACAAGUAGCCGAUAUGAACAUGUGUCGCCGGAACGCAGGAGUGUGUGCGGUCAGCAAUCUGCUGUAUGUGAUCGGGGGUGAUGACGGCUCCUGUAACCUGGCAUCGGUGGAGUUCUAUAAUCCCAGUACGGAUAAGUGGACCAUAUUGCCAAGCUGCAUGAGCACUGGGCGCAGCUACGCAGGUGUGACGAUCAUUGAUAAACCUCUUUGAGCAAUUGAAGAGUUGAAACUCUGUUGAAGUGGAAGCUGAAAAUAAGCUGAUGUGAUGCUGAGGAGUGGCUCACACUGAAGACGAGGCUGAAGCUUCCUCCUGGAGCUGCUUCAUGAUUCAGAAGGCCUGGACAACACUGCUCUCUCUCUAUCUAUCUUCCUGUCCUGUCUGUUUAUCUCCACCUCUCUCUCUCUCUCUCUCUCUCUCUCUCUCUCUCACACAUAGUCACUCCCUACUCACAUUUUUCCCUCUCUCUCUCUCUCUCUCUCUCUCUCUCUCUUCCUUUUAUUUGAGAGUAGUUACAGUAUGAUGAAGAUUUUUGCACUUUUACAGCAAAGUAUUAACCAAGCGUGAUGGUUCAAACUCUAAAGUAACUGAACGGAUGCCUCUGAAAACACUACCAUAUCGUUCCAGCAUCUGUCCGUGGGGUUGGUAGCGAAUCUGUAGACCUGAAGGAACCCCUCGCUCAUCGUGGAUGUAUUAGACUCGGACCUGGACUCGAUUAAAACGGACCAGCGCUUUCUCACUCUGCAUCUCUGAAAGUCACUGGACCGAAGAGAUGAUUUUUAUGAAGAAGGAUUUACUCAUGGACUAGAUUGCCGUGAGGUGAUUUUUAUGGCAGGAACGAGAGCUGCUAAUCUACGAGCUGCAUCGGGUGAACAUUAGUAGGAGACUUGCACAUGCAUUUCUCGGGUUUCUUUGCCAAACCGAGUUUGAAAAGUCUUAACGUUGAACGUUUUCUUCAUUUCUUACGCACCGUGUCUUUUAACUGCGAACUGGCUGGGUGUGAAUAUCGGUUCUGGAUGUUUCCGUGAUGCGCUGCUCUGCUGCUGCGUGUGUCUGAGCAUGUGUAUCGUUUCGGACUGCUGCUGGCUGCUCGGCUCUGGAAGUGCUUCUGCAUGGAUCUAGGUUUUGUGUGUGUGUGUGUGUGUGUGUGUGUGUGUGUGUGUGUGUGUGUGUAUGAGUGUGUACUGUUUUGAAACUACUGCUGUCAUCUGUUCAGUGAAGAAUGGGACACUGUGUCGCUCUGCCAACUGCUGAACACUGACCAAAUGUGUGCAGAUUUUCUCUUUCUUUCCUUCCCUUUUAUCUUCUGUACCUUUUUCUAAUCUCAGUUCUGUACUCUCUAAGUAUUUCUAUUUAUCUACUAUUAAUUAUUGUAAUCGAUAUUAAAACUAGGUGUUGGUCAAGAGGAAUGCAGCGCACUUGAACCAUUUCAUAAUGUGUUUUAUAUCAUGAAUAAUAAACAUGCUUCUUGUAUUUAA